Molecule: messenger RNA, 964 nt
Organism: Linum trigynum
Lineage: Eukaryota; Viridiplantae; Streptophyta; Magnoliopsida; Malpighiales; Linaceae
Source: the annotation of a GenBank genome assembly
CAUCACCAAGUAAAGCAACAUAUUUCUACAGCUCAACUCUACCUCUCUCAAUAUCUUCCCACAAGGCUAGCUAGUUAGGUAGCACAAGAAAUGGCAGCCAUUGCUGAGAACAAUGUCAAUGCUGAUAAUCAGCACACAACUCCUCCAUUGGAGAAGAAGCUCAAUGGGAUGAAACUCAAGGAUGAAACAAAGGUGGCAGCCGAGACUCUUGAUCAGGCCAAGAAACAAGAGGAAGUUGCAGCAGCAGCAGCAGCAGAAGAAGAAGUUGCAGUUGAAGUUGAGCCGAAAACUGGGAUUUCAUUCCCGGUCAAGCUGGCUGAUGGGAAGGAACUGAUGACCGUUGGUUUGAGGAAGAAAUCCAUGCUUGGCAUGGGGAUCAAGAUCUACGGCUUUGGGAUGUAUUAUGAUAAGGAGAAGCUGAAAGAGAAUCUGAAGACAAAGAUUGACAGCAAGGCAUCCACUAAACCAACCAAGGAAAUGUACCAGGCGGUGAUCGACAGUGAUUCAGCCAUGACAGUGAGGCUGGUGAUUGUGUUCUCUUCGCUGACCAUGAACAUGGUCAAGAAGAACUUUGAUGAAGGUCUCGGAGCAUCUAUCAAGAAGCUCACUGGAGGGAAGAAGAACGAUGAUCUCGCCAACAAGGUGAUGGGUGCAGCUUCUGAUGGAAUCAAGCUGUCGAGUGGCUCUGUGAUCGAGAUCUCCCGGCUUCCAGAGAAUGUACUCCAAACCAAAGUGGUGGAUGAGGUCAUCAGCAAAGUUGACAGCGAGCUUCUAUGCAGGGCCUAUGUUAACAUGUAUUUGGGAGAUGAUCCAUUAGACAAGGAAGCUAAGGAGAAAUUUGGGAUGCAAUUGCUUAACUAUGUUCUAAAAAACCUAGAAACCCCCCAUCAAACUCGUAUCGAGACACAUAAUCAGUAAUAAGAAGCUGGUGUUGCUAGCUGCUCAAUAACGCAAGGGCAUGAUG